CUUUCUCAGUGAUUUAAUCACCUCGAGAUUAUCCGAAUGUGCUUCUGUGAGAACGAGUGAUUGAUUGUCAAUACAAAUAUUUAGUCUUGGGGUGAUCGAGUGCGUGCUAAGAUUGACGGAAUGAAGAUACCUGUCAGUGGUGUUCAACGCUGAUUACAUUCGGUAACGAAUUGGUAAAACGUUUGUUACGCAUGGGAUUAUUCUCGUGUAUCAGCCAUUCAAGAAUUGCUCGAAUUGUGUGAUUUAGUGUCACGCGCGAGCCAACCAAUUAGAAGGAAGUUGAGAAAAUUAACGUUUACACAGGGGAGAUGACAACGGGUUUUUAACUAAGUGCGGUGAGAAUAAUUUCACGUCGUGAUAAAAAGAAAAAACAAACCGACAAUCAGAUAUCGGCUCCUCACCAAUGAGCGAGGGGAGCAGUGGUUGGAAAAGACAAAACCGUGGAACGCGACCAAGAAACCGAUAUUGUUUUACCUCAUUCGGGAGGAAUCUGCGGUACAGAUUGUGCACAACAAUUGAACAAGGAUUUUUUAUCACGGAGCACUUCGGUAUCGUUGGAUACAGCCAUGGGGCUCGACUUCCUGGCCGACGGAGGUGCCGACUUCGAGCAUGCAAUCACCGUUACGGGAUUCGGCAAGUUCCAUUAUAUGCUGCUGAUGAUAUGCGGAUUAAUUUACAUGGAUACAGCCAUUGGGGUGACGAUAAUCUCGUUCGUCCUCCCAGCAGCCCAAUGCGAUCUACAGAUGGAUUCCACCACCAAAGGCUGGCUAAGCGCAUCGCCAAUGUUUGGAAUGGUCAUUGGGUCCUACAUCUGGGGGUGCCUGGCUGAUACUAAAGGCCGAAAAAUUGUGUUGAUCGCUACACUGCUCAUGGAUGGGAUUGUCGGGAUUGUUUCAUCAUUCGUUCAACAAUUCUGGCCGUUCCUGCUGUUGAGGUUCUUCAAUGGAUUUGCUGUAACUGGGGCAAUGGGAAUUUGUUUUCCUUACCUCGGAGAAUUUCAACCAACCAAAUAUCGCGAGAAAAUUCUUUGCUGGAUGGAAAUGUUCUGGACUGUUGGUGUUAUUGUCCUCCCACUGAUUGCGUGGCUGAUUGUACCACUGAACAUCACCUAUGAAUCAGAAUCUUUCUACUUCAAAUCCUGGAAUCUCUUUGUUGCCCUUUGUGCGCUACCAUCCCUAAUGCUAGCCCUCUGGCUCUUCGCUUUUCCGGAAAGCCCAAAGUUCCUUCUAGAGUGCGGGGAGACAGAGAAGGCUCUGGAGGUUUUCCGGUGGAUUUACGCGCAAAAUACUAGGAGUGAUCCCUCUGAGUAUCCAGUGAAGUCUCUUCAAGAAAAGACGAAUCCGAAGGACAAAAGCACGAGAACCCUAAGGUUACAUAAGCACAAAGAUCUGAAGGUACUUUGCUCUGAAGUUUGGGAUCUGACAAAAGCCCUGUGCAAACCACCCUAUCUCAGGAAUACUGUUUUAGCCUGCGGUAUUCAAUUUGGACUCACGAGCAGUUAUUAUACCCUUAUGGUAUGGUUCCCAGAGUUGUUCACAAGAUUUGAAGAGUUUGAAGUUGAACAUCCUGGGGAGUCCACCUCGGUCUGCAUCGUAUCACUCCCGACGAAUAGUACCCAGGCGAAUCCCUAUGGAUGUGGAAAUAUCAUUGCCACUGAUGUGUACCUGCAUACUGUUUAUAUCGGUCUAGCUUGUAUACCAGGAUCCAUCAUUUUACCCCUCUUCAUUCAUAAAGUUGGAGCUAAAGUUUUUCUCAUUGCAUCACUCGUCAUUUCCGGUGCAGUAACCAUCGGCUUUUAUUUCGUCACAAGUUCCGAUCAGAAUCUCAUUCUUUCCUGUAUCUUCGAGGCCCUCACGUCACUGGGAAUAUCAUUGGUUUACUGCGUAAUUGUUGAUAUGUUCCCAACAAAUUUAAGGGUAAUGGCAGCCGCAUUGUCUCUGACAAUGGGAAGAUUAGGGGCACUGGUUGGUAAUUUAGUCUUCGGUUAUCUGAUCGAUCUGGCCUGUGUCGUUCCCAUCAUAUUGUUCGCAGCCUUUUUAUUCAUUUGUGGUUCCCUCUCAUUCUUCCUACCGAGAACAGGAAAAGACACGUUGGACUAAGCGGAGUCAAUAAAAAUUUGAAUCAAACAAAGAUUUGUUCAACAAUGCUCCGUCUCACGUUUCUAGAAAAACCGCAUGAGCUACUGACAUUCUCAGAACACAGAUCUUCUUCACAUCGACUCGAACGCUCCAUAUUAUGGAUAAUAUUACCAUAACUCUUGAUCGACACACACAUGAAAAAAUUUUCUAGAAAAUCCUAAUGCUCGCGUAGAAAAUUCUAUUCAAUGAUUUUAUUGUUUUUGAU
Diachasma alloeum is the source of this 2343-nucleotide messenger RNA. RefSeq names its product synaptic vesicle glycoprotein 2C. The record is from RefSeq and is a predicted model, not a curated record. The transcript is spliced from 13 exons. Gene Ontology annotation, biological process: transmembrane transport. The coding region runs from base 567 to 2099 and encodes 510 amino acids. NCBI's taxonomy places the organism in Eukaryota, Metazoa, Arthropoda, Insecta, Hymenoptera, Braconidae. Gene Ontology annotation, molecular function: transmembrane transporter activity. Gene Ontology annotation, cellular component: membrane.